Messenger RNA from Adineta steineri, 2616 nucleotides. NCBI's taxonomy places the organism in Eukaryota, Metazoa, Rotifera, Eurotatoria, Adinetida, Adinetidae. The record is from the annotation of a GenBank genome assembly.
AUGGAUGAUUUUGAUCUUGAUCUUGUCGAUGAACUUUGUUCAUCAUUUUGUACACCAUAUUCAAGUCAAAAUAUUAAAACUGCAGAUGGAUCUUCGACAAGAUCAAAUCGUAAACGUACAUCAACAAUCGAUCCACCGGAAAAUUCAAUAAUAAAAAAAGUGUGUUUAACUGAUGUAACUAAUAAAUCAAUGAUUGAUGAAUAUGAUGAAAUUAAUAUGCUGGAUGAAUCAGCUCUUCAAAUGCUUUGUGAAGAAUGGGAACCACGAUCACAAUUUCCAACUUUACUUGAUCGAGUUGCUGAUCUUCUUGAAAAAUAUCGAAAUAUUCGUGCAUUACAUAAUUGGCAAAAGAAAUGUCUUGAUUUACCAGCUCGUCGAAAAAAUCAAAAUCUUAUCUAUACACUUCCAACCAGUGGUGGCAAAACUUUAGUUGCUGAAAUUAUGAUGCUUAAUUGUUUAUUUCAUCGAAAUCUUGAUGCUAUUUUUAUUUUACCAUUUGUUGCCGUUGUUCAAGAAAAAGUACGAAGUCUACAACCAUUUGCUGAUGAACUUGGUUUUCAUUUGGAAGAAUAUGCAUCAAGUAAAGGACGAUAUCCACCAUUAAAACGUCGUAUAAAACGAUCACUUUAUGUGUGCACAAUUGAAAAAGCGAAUUCAUUAAUUAAUAGUUUAAUUGAAAAAAAUCGUAUGAGUGAAUUAGGCAUUGUAGUUGUUGAUGAGUUACAUAUGAUUGGUGAAGGGCAACGAGGAGCUACACUCGAAUGUCUUCUUACUAAAGUACGAAUGCAUAAACCUCAACCACAAAUUGUUGGCAUGUCUGCUACAUUAGCUAAUAUUGGUGAUCUACUUAAAUUUCUAGAUGCACAAUUUUAUGAAGAACGUUUUCGACCAGUUGAACUUGAAGAAUACGUUAAAAUAAAUGAUUUUGUAUAUAAAAUCGACCGAAAUAGUAAUCAAUUAAUUGAACAUAGACAACUAGAUUUUAAAUAUACAAAACAACAAUUAUUAAAUGAUCCUGAUCGAAUUGUUGGUUUAGUUUCUGAAGUUAUUCCUACUGAUUCAUGUCUAGUUUUUUGCGCAUCAAAAUUAAAUUGUGAAAAUGUCGCUCGUUUAAUUGUUAGUUUUAUGCCUGAAAAAUUACUUGAAGAUAAUCGUGAAAAACGUUCUAUUUUGCUUGAAUCAUUAGUUGAAGUUAAUGAAGGUGAUCUAUGUGAUACAUUAAAAACAACAAUCCCAUUUGGUGUUGCCUAUCAUCAUAGUGGUUUAACAGGCGAUGAACGUCAAUUAAUUGAAGAAGCAUUUCUUGAUGGUAUUUUAACAUGUUUAGCAUGUACAUCAACUCUUUCAACUGGUGUUAAUCUACCUGCAAAACGAGUUAUUCUUCGAUCACCUUAUGUUGCUAAUCAAUUUUUAACUUUUGCACAAUAUAAACAAAUGAGUGGUCGUGCUGGUCGAACAGGUCAAUCUCAAAUUGGUGAAUGUUAUGUUAUAGCUCAUGAAAGAGAUAUGAAACCACUUCAAGAUAUGUUAUUUACUAUAGCUGAAAAUGAUACUGGUUGUGAUAGUCAUUUAUCUUUAAAUAAUAAUUAUGCAAUUAAACAACUUUUAUUAAGUGCAAUUAGUUUAAAAAUGUGUACAACUUAUGAAUCAUUAAUGAAUUUAUUACAAAAAACUCUUCUUGCUUUACAAGCUGAUCGUCUUAAUGUUAAUCUUGAAAAUCUUCUUGAUGAAAGUUUACAAUAUCUUAUAGAUACAAAUAUUAUUCUUAUUAAAGAAGAAGAAGAACAACAACAAAGUAAUGAGAGUGAUAAUGAAAAAGUAAAAAGACUCAUUUAUGAAACAACAAAAUUAGGCAAAGCAACUGUUGAAGGUAGUGUUGAAUUAAGUAUCGCUACUUCACUUCAUAAUCAUUUAACAUUAAGUUUAAUUAACAUGAAUUUGGAAAAUCCAUUACAUUUACUUUAUAUUACAAUGCCAUUUGAUUUACCUAAUAUAACUAUUGGAUUUCGUCAACUUGUUGAUCGAAUGCAAGAAAUGAAAAAUGAAGAAAAACUUGUACUUAAAUUAUUAGAAAUUGAUGAAACUUUCUUGCAUAAAAAAGCUGUUGGUUUACCAGCACAACAAAAAGUAAGCAAAGAGACCAUGCUACGUUUUUAUGUUGCUAUGAUGUUAUAUGAUUUAUUUAAAAAUAAAAGUUUUUAUGAUGUUGCUAAAUUUUGGGAUCAAUCUCGUGGUACUAUUCAAAGUCUUUAUUCUCAAGUUGCUUCAUUUGCUACAUCAAUACUUUAUUUUAGUAAAAUUUAUGAUGAAUUUUGGCCUUAUCAUCAAUUAUUACCAAUCUUUGUUCAACGAUUAACAUUCUGUACAUCAUUGGAAAUUCUUCCACUUAUGGAAAUUCCAGGAAUAAAACGAGGUCGUGCUUUGCAAUUAGUUCGAGCAGGUUAUCGUACAUUACGAAGUUUAGCAAAAGCUCAACCUGAUGAACUUAUGAAAGUUGUACUUAAUUUACCAUUACGAACAGCACAAAUUCUUGUUAAACAUUCAAAACGUCUUCUUUGUGAACAAGCUGAAGAUUUAAGAGAUCAAGCAGCUGAAUUAGUCGAAAAUAUUAUAUAA